AUGAAGGUUAUGGUAACUAUACAUUCCGUUUCUGGUCUCAAGGACAUGGAUGGUCUUUGGGGCAAGACAGACCCUUAUGUUGCGUUGUCGUACGGAUCUAGCUCGUGGCAUACCGCCACUCAGAAGGAUGCAGGUUCUGAGGCAGCUUUCGAGGAAAGUUGGACCUUUGAAACCGAAGAGGACCUCUUGUCCGAAGUUAAAAUUAAAGUGAGAGACAACAGGACAAUGAUGCUAGACGGAGUCUUGGCCGAAGGGGCCAUCGGCUUCGAACAAACAGCGGGCUACCAUUUCAGCGGCGAAAUCGGUCUCAUAAACAAAGAUCACGGCCACGAACCAGUCCUUAAGUUUACUCUGAAAUGCCAGUAA
Molecule: messenger RNA, 366 nt
Organism: Gregarina niphandrodes
Lineage: Eukaryota; Apicomplexa; Conoidasida; Eugregarinorida; Gregarinidae
Product: C2 domain protein
Exons: 1
Coding region: 1-366 (121 amino acids)
Source: RefSeq, a predicted model, not a curated record